AUGAAAUCACUUUCUGCUUUUGCUGCCAUUAAACACUGCCUUGUUCUCCAAGCUGGCAUUGGAAUCUCAGCCAACGUCUUCCUCCUUUUCUUCCGCAUCUUCACACUCCUUCUGGAUCACAGGCAUAAGCUCGUUGACCUGAUCACCUCUCACUUGGCCCUUGUCCACCUAAUUAUGCUCCUCGUCGUAGUAUUUUUUGUGUCUCCGGAUCUGUUUGAAUCACUCAAUUUGCAGAAUGAUUUCAAGUGUAGGAUGUUGUUCUUCGUGAACAGGGUGAUGAGGAGCCUCUCCAUCUGCACCACCUCCCUCCUGAGCAUGCUUCAGGCCACCACCAUCAGCCCCAGCACCUGCUGGUUGGCAAGCUUUAAACAUAAAUUCACAAAUUACAUUAUUUAUGUUUUCAUUUUCUUAUGGUGUCUCAGUUUGUCUGGUAGUACUAACCUAAUCUUCAACACUGUAGCUUCUUCAAAUGUGACCCAGACCAAUCUACUAAAUAUCAAUAAAUACUGCUCACUUUCUCCCACGAGCUACAGCCUCAGGAGUGUGAUGUUCACCCUGACAACAUCCAGGGAUGUCUUCUUUAUAGGAAUCAUGCUGCUCUCAAGUGCAUACAUGGUGAUUUUCUUGUUCAGGCAUCAGAGGCGAUCCCAGCACCUUCACAGCACCAGCCUUAUUCCAAGAACCUCCCCAGAGAAAAGGGCCACACAGACCAUCUUGCAACUGGUGAGUUUCUUUGUGGUCAUGUACUGGGUGGACUUUAUCAUCUCAUCUUCUUCAACCUUGUUAUGGGCAUAUGACCCAGUCGUCCUGGACAUCCAGGGUUUUGUGGGCAAUGUCUACGCUACUGUCUGUCCUUUAGUGCUAAUUAGAUCUGAUAAAACAAUAAUCAGUAUUUUACAAAAUAUGUGGCAGAAGUGCCAUCAAUUUUUAACAAGGUAG
Cynocephalus volans (Philippine flying lemur) is the source of this 939-nucleotide messenger RNA. Its product is annotated as putative vomeronasal receptor-like protein 4. Lineage: Eukaryota; Metazoa; Chordata; Mammalia; Dermoptera; Cynocephalidae. Gene Ontology annotation, cellular component: membrane. Gene Ontology annotation, biological process: G protein-coupled receptor signaling pathway. The transcript has a single exon. Bases 1 to 939 code for a protein of 312 amino acids. The record is from RefSeq and is a predicted model, not a curated record. Gene Ontology annotation, molecular function: pheromone receptor activity.